AUGGAUGAGCCGCAGAACAGCUUGACGCGCAAGUUCACCGAGACGGAGUGGACAGCACUGAAGGAGCUACGUACGCUCCUUCCACUCAUAUUUGAAGAGUCCUUUCCCAAGAAUGAGAAUGCUCGACGUGAUCCUCUAACUGUCUGGGGUGUGACGCUGGAUCCCAACAGGCUGGAUGCGAAAACUAGCGUCGUGUUGAUGCACUUCCUGCGGGCGCAAACUAUGAAUGUCGAAGCCGCGAAGAAGAUGUUGCUUGAUACUCUGCGCUGGCGCGCCGAGUUCGAUCCUGCGAAAGCAGCGGAAGAGCCCUUUGAUGAGGCUGUCUUCGGGAAGGCAGGUCAUAUGUUUGGGCGGGAUCCAGAUGGCAGACCCAUCCAGUACAACAUCUACGGAGGGGAUGUGGACACUACUAAGGUCUUCGCGGAUUUGGACAAAUUCAUGAGAUGGCGCGUCGGUCUCAUGGAGAAGGGCUGCAUGGAGAUGGACUUUGAGAACGUUGAUCAAAUGAUCCAAGUCCAUGACUAUCUAGGCGUUGGCCUUUCCAGUCGGACGCCGGAAAGCAAGGCAGCGGCAGCUGAGGCGACUAGAAUCUUCCGUGAUUACUAUCCCGAAACCUUGUACAAGAAGUUCUUUGUCAACGUGCCGGCGUUCAUGACCUGGGUAUUCUGGCUGUUCAGGCCUAUGCUCUCAGCUCAGACUCUUGCGAAAAUGGAGGUCCUCGGUAUCAGUCCCAUCACGAUCGGUAAGGGUAUGCUGCCUUACAUCAAGGCAAGUGAGCUGCCGAAGCAAUACGGUGGUGAAGCAGAUCCCAACUGGUGA
Messenger RNA from Dacryopinax primogenitus, 819 nucleotides. Its product is annotated as CRAL/TRIO domain-containing protein. Gene Ontology annotation, cellular component: cytosol; plasma membrane; cortical endoplasmic reticulum. The coding region runs from base 1 to 819 and encodes 272 amino acids. Lineage: Eukaryota; Fungi; Basidiomycota; Dacrymycetes; Dacrymycetales; Dacrymycetaceae. Gene Ontology annotation, biological process: Golgi to plasma membrane protein transport; regulation of exocytosis. The transcript has 6 exons. Gene Ontology annotation, molecular function: phosphatidylinositol transfer activity. The record is from RefSeq and is a predicted model, not a curated record.